GAAGGCAAGUUUCGUUUUUGUUGUUUGAGAUAUGUUGCAUGGUGCAUGGUGCAUAGAUCCCGUGCGGCAAGUGCGUUUAGUGCGUUUAGCGUGAAUUUUGAACGUUGAACGCCGCUAUCCGCGCACGAGUCGCUCAAGUUAGUCGGCAGGAUGGAUGAGCAUGAAGCAGCAGCGGAGGAAGCGGUACAGGAUCAUUCGGCCGAUGAUGGUCCUUCACUGAUUGACCUGCCGGACGGCGUGCUGAUCAAAAUAUGCCAAUAUUCAGAACCAUUUGAUGUGCUGAGCCUCGGAAGAACAUGCCACCGUCUUCGCGAGCUGACUUCGAGUCGGUUCCUGUGGACGUCCUUGGCUCUGUCGUGGUGCCGGGGCGUGUGGAAUGAUCUUCCCGACAAAGUUUGCUCCCUGCCAGAGGAUCCCAAGCAGUGGUUUUUUCAUCUGCUACGGCUGUGCAGAGAAAAGCGACCACCGCAGAUGGAGACAGUGUCGUUUGAGAAUGGUGAGACGUGGCUCCGGAUGCAGAACGACAGGUUUGCGUGCAAGAUUACCAUGCUCACCUGGGCAUACCAGGCCAUGAACAACAAGGCGUCCCCAUUCAUCCUGCAACGUCUCUGGGUUGAUGACAUAGCCCUGUACAAACGUCUGUGCCCCAGAGUAGACUUCAGUGUUUCAGAGUUGAAGCUUGAUCCAAACGGUGCCAGCCAGCUGGCCACCCUGGGCAAGGCUCGGCCAAAUGACCUUCGGGGCCGAAAGCAGCCGCACGUCGACGCUCACAACUACGUCUCGAGCAGACCCCUUUUGAGUGCAAGAUGGAUUGAGGACCUGUUUCCCCAAGGCCCGGAGGGAAGCAUUUGCCCGUUGUUGGUGUGCCCUUCCGCAGACGGUUACGCUCUGGAGUCCUCGGGUGUCGACGGGCUCCUUACAUGUGCGUCCUACGUGCUUGAGCAGCAUCUUGCACGUGCCUGCCUCAGAGGACAAGAGACGGUUGUAAAGAUGGCUACCAGGAUCAAGAAAGCAUGCUGGGGCUUGCACUCUGCCUAUGUUGACCAUAAGAGCACAAUUGAGGAUAGGUGGCCAGACUGCCCUGUGGCCCAUGCGAUCGUCAGCAUGUCUGAAGAGGGAUGGCCCAAUUUUACUUCCUGUCAGCCUUCUCUCGACCCGGUAGGCCUUCAGUGGAGAGAAGUGAUGUCCCGGUGUGCCGCACUGCUUAAAGAACAUGGAACGUUGGAUGCCAUCGUCGAUAUGGCGAGGAUCCGGUGGAGACGUGUCCUGCUGUCCGACAUUGAGGCUGUGGUUGGACCCAGUGACGAGACGUUUGUGUCGAGGAUUAAUCUCACGGACUGCGACGUAAUUGGUGGAGACAAUCCGCGCCAGGACAUGGCUGCGGCUGCAUUUGUGUCUCCAUCUGGUGUCUUAGUAACAUGGCAGCUGCUUGGCCAGGGCCGCUACUGAUUCUGUAUGGGGGCUGAUGCACACAUGCACGUUAAGACCUAAAGUAGAAAACUGCAUAGAAGGCCAAGCGCAACAGGAAAGUCCAGAUCACAUAAAGAGGCUAGUUUUAGAUAUUGUAGAUAUAGAGGAGCCUUAAAGGAGUACUGACAGAAAAGUUUUACAUCUUGUUUUUUCCAUUGCAUUAAUUAACGACCCACCUAUCAUGGCUGGAAACCUCGUGAGCUCGAGCACACAAUGGUUAAUUUUUUGGAGACGGUUUUGUAGCACCCAGUCACAGCUACGGUUUCAAAGAGCACCGAGUGAGGCGGCACCCGGAAUGAUUUUCAUGUAAACAUAACUGGCUACAUGAGCACACAAAACCGUGUUCAUGUGAGCACCACGCGGACAACUAUUUUCAGCAAAGGCCCCCUGGGUGCUGCUAUAAUCCCCUCUGGGAUGUUGCAAAUACAUGUGACCCUCCAAAAAUGCACUUCCACGGCAAGGACGUCAGCCUUUGUACUUGCGUGCAAGUCUGCCCCCUCUUUCUGUUGAAAAGGUCUACUAGGAGAGAGCGCUCACGAGGAUCAUGGCAGCCAACACAAACUUCCAUCACUGCUAUUCGCACCAUCUUAAAACGGCUGAGUCGUUGAGUCACUGCUGUUCUGAAGGAAACCAGCGAGCAGUCAGAACGCAGAUGGAGAACGACACUACUAGGUUGGUUGUUUGCACUAAAGCCAAAGGCAGGCUUCGCUUGCAGUGGCACGACCCACACUUUAAAAUUUAUUUUAAAUAUGUUCCAGGCUACAUUAACCGUUGAUAUUUCAUAGAUGAUGCGUGUGUGUCCACACAAAUCUAUCCGACAAGUUAUCUUGCCUUCAAAGUUUUGUGUCAGUACUCCAUUAAGAGUAUUCGUUGCUGGGCUAGUUGAUUCAUAAUGGUAAACUGCAGAGCGCAAAUCUGAUGCAGGACAGAGAAGUACGCACACAGUGCAGGGCAAUCACUGAACACUUAAUUGUCAUGCGCCCAGUGUGUGCACAAAAUUGCAUGCAAUGUCUUACUUUUGAGUACUAGUGGAAGUCACGUAAAGUGUGCAGAGAUGACUGUUUUUUGUAUUUUAAGGGGACCGACAACUGAUUUUUCUCGACCCAGUUUUUUAAGGCGCGACAGGAAGCUCACCCUUCGUAGCGUUUGUAGCUGCACUAGUUUAUCCGAAAAGCACGUAGUUAUUUUAUAAGCAGUAUUUUUCGAUCUGAAAGGCUCCAAACACGCAUGGAGGCUUGCUCCAGCAACACUGAGAAUUGAUAGCGAUGCCGCUAGCCCUUGUGAAAGCUGUCGUUGUUGUGCUUUCGCAGGAGUUACUGUAACUAUGCUUAACCACCUUUAUUUUGAGCUUUCCAACCAUUUUUGAAAAUAGCAAGCUGUUACAAUGAGAUGUGUGGCUUUAUACACCUUCCCGGUAUUUGUACAGCGUUAAGUUAGGGUGGCUAGAAUUCUAGCCACCCUAGUUAAGUGCGCCUGCGCCCAAGAUUGCCUGCGCCUGUGUCAUGGAUGGCUUGUCCCGGCGUCGUUACUCUCUCGAUACACGAGCCAAGCCAAGUAAUCGAAAACGUAACUGUGCAUAUGCACGGCCUAACCGAGUAGUAGUGCGCGCCAUUUCUGAGACGAAGUGUAGGUAGUAAAACUAUGUCGCUCUAAAAUCUUAGGGACCUGGAAACCGUGCACGGUUGCAUGAGCAUGCUGAAAAGUUGCUCAAGACGCGCUGACGAGCAUGGGAUCAUUACGUCACGCGAAGGCAGCGCCACUUUAAUGCAUACUACUAACGCAGGCCAAUAUGUACAUUAUUAUGGAGUAAUACCUUUUAAUAUAAAGAAACGAACAAUAUCUCAAUAUUAACAAAAGAUUGUCGACCACGUACAGCAAUCAACGGUCACGUGGCCGUCUUCAUCGGAUCAUUCAUGUUUUUGCCGCCAGAGGUGCCACAGGUCAUUUUUCAACUUUCAAUUAAAAAAUAAAAAUAUAAAUCCAUCUCUCACGAAAAAAAACAGGGUUGGUUUGAGUCAGUGCAACGGACAAUCUUUACAUCAGUGGAGUCAACUCAUUUUAUAUUCUGGGCAGUUGUCGGUCCCUUUAAGGCUUCCUGCAACACCUUUCCAAGUAACAGUUGAAUUGGAGUUUAUUGCCAUCGAUAUCCGGCAGAAUUUGUAUGAUUGCUGUUGCUCUGUUCGGUUAGCAAGUUUACCUUGCCUUGUUUCCGAUUCUCGUCGUUCCAAAUGCUGUCAGGCUACAGGUAUUCUAUACGACUGUCUUACUAAUUGUUGCGCCUCGAGUUGUGUUUAAGGUGUUCACACACUCACCUCUAUUGGAGUGAAGUUGUGCCAUUGCGUAGGUAGUGUGGGCCUUCUCCUUGCUUUUUUUUCAUGGCAUUAGUGCUUGAAAGGAUGUGAGCAAGAAGUAUGGCUGCAUUGACAAAAACGGGAAAGAAAAGCUUUCUAACAAAGUGCUCAUCAGGAGCACAAUACUAGUCUCUAACAGCCAGGGUAAGUUGACAAGCCUGGCAUCGCUAAGAAAAUCUGAAAGUGGACAACCUUGUACAAAAGAGCUGUGAUAGUCGAGCAUUUUCUUCCGUCUUUAGCUAAAAUGCUGUGUGUUCUUUGUUAGUUCUUGUCAAUCUCGUUUAACGUUAUAACCCAUGGAAUCCUUACUGCUGUCCACGUGUCUAUGCUCAUCAGCAGAAUUCUGUGCGAGCUUCUGCGUCAAUGUGGCUGUGUUGCAGUUGCCGCAUAGUUGAACCGAGAGAGCAUGUAGAUUUCACAUUGCACAUUCAUGCCCGUUUCAGCUUCUGCAUAGUUCCUUUGUAGUACUUGGUUUCUGGCAUGUUGUCAAACUUUGUCCUAGAGCCCAGGCUUACUGGUUAACAUGCCAGGUGUGGUUAAAUGCUCACAACGCCUAGCAGCCACCAAUUUAAAACUUGGGUGAGCUUUAUUGUAUAAAGUGGGCUGCUGACUAUGGAUUGUUUAUAGAGUAGAGAAUUAUUCCAUGCCAUAAAAAAAUAGUUUUUGUACGCGCGUGAUAGUUGCCCAAGAAAGUUUCCCUAUUUUGUGUACCAAUAAAGUUACGUUCACAA
Rhipicephalus sanguineus (brown dog tick) is the source of this 4552-nucleotide messenger RNA. RefSeq lists its product as uncharacterized. NCBI's taxonomy places the organism in Eukaryota, Metazoa, Arthropoda, Arachnida, Ixodida, Ixodidae. Gene Ontology annotation, molecular function: protein binding. The coding region runs from base 151 to 1449 and encodes 432 amino acids. The transcript has 4 exons. The record is from RefSeq and is a predicted model, not a curated record.